This is a messenger RNA of Cynocephalus volans (Philippine flying lemur), 1785 nucleotides long. It is a transcript of the gene SLC34A3, whose product is annotated as solute carrier family 34 member 3. Gene Ontology annotation, biological process: intracellular phosphate ion homeostasis; sodium-dependent phosphate transport. The coding region runs from base 1 to 1785 and encodes 594 amino acids. The transcript has 12 exons. Gene Ontology annotation, molecular function: sodium:phosphate symporter activity. Gene Ontology annotation, cellular component: apical plasma membrane; brush border; vesicle. The record is from RefSeq and is a predicted model, not a curated record. NCBI's taxonomy places the organism in Eukaryota, Metazoa, Chordata, Mammalia, Dermoptera, Cynocephalidae.
AUGCCGAAUUCCCUCACUGGUGGCCAGGUCCCCCACCCCACACUGGACUCGGUUGACCUGGUGGACCGGAGUGUGAGAAAUGCAGGAACCUCCAGUUCUGCCCCAGGCCUGGAAAAGCGGGGCACAGACCUUUGGGCCCUUCUUCAGGUGAAGGACAUUGGCCAGUCCUGGAAAGAGCUCAGCAUGGCUGGCUGGGUGGUCAUCAGCUUCCUCAAAGCCUGGGGGCUCCUGGGAAGCCUCUACUUCUUCAUCUGCUCCCUGGACACCCUCAGCUCUGCCUUCCAGCUGCUGGGCAGCAAAAUGACUGGAAACAUCUUCAAGGACAACGUGGUGCUGUCCAACCCCGUGGCUGGACUGGUCAUUGGUGUACUGGUCACAGUCCUUGUGCAGAGCUCUAGCACAUCCUCCUCCAUCGUAGUCAGUAUGGUGGCCUCCAAGUUGCUGACAGUCCAGGCGUCUGUGCCCAUUAUCAUGGGUGUCAACGUGGGCACGUCCAUCACCAGCACCCUGGUCUCAAUGGCACAGUCGGGAGACCGGGACGAGUUUCAGAGGGCCUUCAGCGGCUCGGCUGUUCAUGGCAUCUUCAACUGGCUUACGGUGCUGAUCUUGCUGCCGCUGGAGAGUGCGACAGCCAUGCUGCAGAGGCUCAGCGAGCUGGCCCUGGGCGCCACGAGCCUGCAGCCCGGGGUGCAGGCACCGGACAUCCUCAAGGUGUUGACAAAGCCACUCACACACCUCAUCGUGCAGCUGGACACCAACGUGAUUAUGGGAAGCGCCACAGGCAACGCCACCAAUAGCACUCUCAUUAAGCGAUGGUGCGGCACCAAGGGGGAGACGACCGAGGGGAGCAGCGGCAAAUGCGGAGCCUUCGACCCCUGCACCGAGAGGAACGGAACGGCCCCCGCGGACAGGCAGCCCUGCCGCCACCUGUUGGCGGGCACCGCGCUCACGGACCUGGCGGCGGGCUGCGUGCUGCUGGCCGGCUCCCUGCUCGUGCUCUGCGCCUGCCUGGUCCUCGUCGUCAAGCUGCUCAACUCGGUGCUGCGCGGCAGCAUCGCGCAGGCCGUGAGGACGGCCCUCAACGCAGACUUCCCCUUCCCCUUCGGCUGGCUCAGCGGCUACCUGGCCAUCCUCGUGGGCGCCGGCCUGACCUUCGUGCUCCAGAGCAGCAGCGUCUUCACGGCAGCGGUCGUGCCGCUCAUGGGGGUCGGGGUGAUCAGCCUGGAACGGGCGUACCCCCUCUUCCUGGGCUCCAACAUCGGCACCACCACCACGGCCCUGCUAGCCGCCCUGGCCAGCCCCUCCGACAUGCUGCUCUACGCGGUUCAGGUUGCCCUCAUCCACUUCUUCUUCAACCUGACUGGCAUACUGCUGUGGUACGUGGUGCCCAUCCUGCGGCUGCCCAUCCCCCUGGCCCAGCGCUUUGGUAAACUGACUGCCCGCUACCGCUGGGUUGCUAUUGCUUACCUGUUGCUCAGCUUCCUGCUGCUGCCCCUGGCGGCUUUCGGACUCUCCCUGGCAGGGGACAGGGUGCUGGCCUCCGUUGGGGGUCCUCUGGUGGGGCUAGUGAUCCUCGUGGUCCUGGUCAACGUCCUGCAGCGGCACCGGCCAGCCUGGCUGCCCCGCAGCCUGCGGUCCUGGGCCUGGCUCCCCCUGUGGCUCCAUUCUCUGGAGCCCUGGGACCGCCUAGUGACCUACUGCAGCCCCUGCAGCUCCGCUCAGACCACUACCAAAGAGGCCCACUGUUACGAUAACCCUGAGGUCCUGGCCUCCCAGCAGUUGUGA